GUCCAAUAAUUUAAGAUUAAAUCUUUGGAUCCAGACUUUUUUUUUUAAAUGCGAGUUGAAGUAUUGAAAGGGAUUAGGAUAAACCACCGCAAUUUUAUAUGAUAUAAAGAUAAGACUUGACUUUGCAGUUUUCAUUUCCUUCUUGUAACCUUUUCUAAUCUUCAAAGUCAUAAUCUUACCAACUCGCUCCCCUCUAUUUCUAAUAUAUACAUUUCCUUAAGUUUUCUAUAAAUAGUCACACACAAAUACGUUUGUGAUAUAGAAAAUCAAGACAUAGAAAUGGGAAGCCAAGGCAUGAGUUCAUCAACGAGUCCCUUGGUGGUGAAGAAAUCACAAGUGGUCAUAGUGAAACCUUCAAAACCAACACCAAAAGUCUCUCUUUCCCUCUCAACACUCGACAACGAUCCUUACAUCGAAACUCUAGCCAAGACCAUCUACGUCUACGCCCCAUCUUCCAAAGAAGUUCAAGAUCCUGCUUCCCUUCUUCAAGAAGCACUCUCUCAUGCUCUUGCACACUACUACCCUCUCGCUGGAAAACUUCACCGGAGAUCUGAUGACCAUAGACUUGAGUUGAAGUGUGUUCCCGGAGAAGGAGUCCCUUUUGUAAAGGCCAUCGCAGAGUGCACUCUUUCUUCUCUCAACUACUUGGAGGACAUGGACGAGGACUUGAACCAACUCGUACCUAGUUAUGAAGCUGUGGCUGCUGGAGGGUAUAACGUUCUUGCUCUCCAGGUCACUGAGUUUGCAUGUGGAGGGAUCACUCUUGCAACGGCUCUCUCUCAUUCUCUAUGUGAUGGUUUUGGAGCGUCUCAGUUUUUUAAAGCCUUCACUGAGUUUGCCGCUGGAAAGACACAGCCUAGCGUCAUCCCCGUUUGGGAUCGACACUGCCUAACCUCCAACAACUUCAACAUUAAUGGGCAAGUGGAGGAAGAACAAGCUCCCAAGCUGAUUGAUUUCGGAGAGGCUUGUUCAUCCGUAGCAACUUCUCCCUACACACCAACCAACGACAUGGUCUGCAAGAUCCUCACCAUCACAUCCCAAGACAUCACUCAGCUCAAGGAAAACGUCACGGAAGACGUCACAACUCUAGAGAUACUUGCAGCCCACGUAUGGAGAGCAAGAUGCAAGGCCCUGAAACUAAGUCCAAAUGGAACCACACUUUUCGGAAUGGCAGUGAGCAUACGCCGCACUGUUGAUCCACCGUUACGUGAAGGCUACUACGGAAACGCAUUCGUCAAAGCCAGCGUGGCAAUGAAGGCUGGAGAGUUAAGCAGCUCAGAGUUAUCUAAUGUGGUGAAACUCAUCAAAGAUGCUAAGAGGGAGGCUUUAAAGAAAAGGUACGUGUUUGAGCAGCUAAAAGAGACAGAGAAGAGUUUGAAGAUGAAAGUGGCAUGUCAAGGAGGGAGUGGUGCGUUUAUGUUGCUUACUGAUUGGAGGCAACUUGGGUUGCUAGAUGAAGUUGAUUUUGGGUAUGGGGGAUCGGUGAAUAUAAUACCAGUGGUGCCUAAGUUUCUUUCGGAUAUUUGUGUUUUCUUGCCGAGGAAGCAAGGUGGUGUUAGGGUGUUGGUGACGUUGCCUAAACCUGCGAUGGAUAACUUGAAGGAACACAUGAAUCCCUUAAACUUUUAAAAUUAUGUGAAAUGAGAAAAUAAAUAAGUGGGUGAGUAUUAUCCAUUAAUUAUAACUUAUUCAAAAUAUGAUAAGCGACCUCAUAUGCUUUGUGUAAUCAUUCUCUUAUCAAGCAUUUCAUUUGCAUUAAGUUAUAUUUUGAUGACCAAAGAUUUAACGCCACCUCAGCAACGAGAUCAUGUUCUUA
This is a messenger RNA of Eruca vesicaria subsp. sativa (arugula), 1816 nucleotides long. The record is from the annotation of a GenBank genome assembly. Lineage: Eukaryota; Viridiplantae; Streptophyta; Magnoliopsida; Brassicales; Brassicaceae.